This is a messenger RNA of Bactrocera tryoni, 1060 nucleotides long. RefSeq lists its product as uncharacterized. Lineage: Eukaryota; Metazoa; Arthropoda; Insecta; Diptera; Tephritidae. The transcript has 2 exons. Bases 167 to 946 code for a protein of 259 amino acids. The record is from RefSeq and is a predicted model, not a curated record.
CAAACGACGAGCAACAACUCGACGCACGGAGAGAAUAAAACGAAUAAUUGCACGAAAAGUUAAUUACAAGCCGCAGACUUGGAGUACUACGUGACCGCAUUAAAGGCAACUAGCGCCGAUUAUAUAGUGAAAUUACGCAAAAAUCGUCGACGCGAAACGAGGCAACAUGCUAAGAUUGGCAAUAGCAAUACUUGUGACAGCCGCGCUGCAACCGGUCAUGUCACAAUUGCCGCACAGCGCAGGACUAGCAUCCCAACAAGGCUUGGCACGUCUGCUAUUCACCUCGCGACUUACGGCGCUGAACCCGCAAGUGUCGGUGGCGUGUUUCACCGAUUACAUCGGGCAUUCAAAUUCGAUCAGCGAAGCUUACGGUCAGGACUACAAGCAAUGCCUGCUCGAAGCGAGCGAGGAACGCAAACAAAUUGAUGGGGAUUCGGCGAAAGAGCGGCAGGAAGUUGUGGAUGCAGCCGAGGCGGUAUGCAGCAGCUUACGCGUUUGUAAUGAGCUCAACAAUACUUUGGAACUGUUCAACUGUCACACGAAAAUUGGCAGUGCGAAUACCAAGGCCACAUACAGCAUAUCGGGUAAUGCCUCCGAACAUGCGACCGUGUUACAAGAGCGCUAUCGUCGCAUCGAAUUGCAUCAUCAGCAGUGUUGCCAACGCGCUGAGCGCCGUUAUGUGGCGGAUACUGCAAGUAACUAUAACUACUUGCAGGCCUGUCUGGAUGGACAGGUGCAGCCAACCACAAGUUCCACCACAACAACAACAGUACCAACGACUAGUUCCACAAGCACAACAACGACAACCACUGAGGCACCAGCACCACCGCCAGCACCGACGACGUUACCAUCGUCACCAUCCGCAGUCUACGAUGAACUAACGACCACUGAGCAGUCCCAAAACAUACAACAACAAGUAGCACAGAUUUUAAACUUGUUAAAUUGACCGCCGGUAAAAUCAAGGGAUUCUUCGGCGGUUAAACAAUAACAAAUAGCUAGUGAGGUUAAGCGAAUAGGAUUAUAAGGAAGAAAUAAACGAAAAAAUGUGUUGAAAAAUUAA